This is a messenger RNA of Symbiodinium natans, 336 nucleotides long. Lineage: Eukaryota; Dinophyceae; Suessiales; Symbiodiniaceae. The record is from the annotation of a GenBank genome assembly.
GCCGCCGACGUGCCGACGCACCACUUCAUCGGCGACUUUGUCGACCUGGCGCGCAGAUUCGCGCACCUCGGCGUCACGCCGCUGGUCCUCGGCCACGACCUCCUCUCGGCGUACAGGCGGUGGGCAGUCAAGCGCCCGGUGCUGCUGCGUCACUUCCUCCUGCUGGCGGUCGGGCAUUACGUCGACGACUUUAACGCCCUCGACUUCCCCGACGCGGCCGAAGAGGCGCGCGCGGCGUUCUCGGACCUCUUCUCUCUUGGGCCUGAGAACCAAGCCUUCGAAGGCGCAGCCGCCGAACUCUGCGCACACGGUCCAGGGGGUCCGCUGCGAGGACAC